Amoebophrya sp. A120 is the source of this 4195-nucleotide messenger RNA. The record is from the annotation of a GenBank genome assembly. NCBI's taxonomy places the organism in Eukaryota, Dinophyceae, Syndiniales, Amoebophryaceae.
UUUGCCUAUAAUUUACAGUUUUGCGUCCCCGGUCGUCUUUCGUGUCGUGACGGUCACAGAUUUUGUGAAGAUUCGUCCACCUCUACUUCGUGCAACUGCAAACAUAUUGGAGGUAUGAGCAAUACGUACCAAGAAUACUACACUAGAGCCACCAUAUUCGUGUUGCUCGGUUCGACUUGAAAGCGUCGCGUUGACUUCGUUCUAGGUUAGUGCGCCAUUUUGUGUCCACUGUGACUGACUUCUCUGCAAUUUUUCCGAAUAUGGUUACACCCACACACAGGCAAAACCUCACUCCUUGUACGAACCCUGCUCAAUCUCUUUCCCACAUUUUUAUUCCCCCGUUAGAACAAAUAACAUUCCCCGACCACUACAAGUACAUAACCUCUAGGAGCCAGCCCCGUCUUUGAUUUUACGUUUUUGUUUUGUUGUUAUCCUUAUCCCACUCCGCUUUUGCGGCUCCAUCCGCGGAAAGUAAACCAGAUAGGAAUUAUUCCUCCAUGUUGGCGUGAAGGCGGGCGACAGAACAAUCAGGGGCAGCAUGAUUUUUGUUUCCACCUGCGCCAAAGACAAGCAGGGACGACUCCUUGGCCCCUCCUUGUCUAGACCGCUCCGACUGCAUGUGCGGUUCCUCUGCGCUCCUGCUGCGGCGGUGCUCCUGCAUCAGUGUAUCCACCUCAACACGUCGCUGCUUCACCGCGCAACGGCAAUAUCCUUGUUCGCGAAAAAGAAGACGGUGAAGAGUCGGAGCGCGGCUGCAGCUAGGUCUGGCGUUUCGGCUGGCAGCAAAUUGCGCAAAAUCUUCAAGAAUAACAACUUGAAGUCCUCGUUUGUGAAUGCGAAUGAUGUGCAUGUUGUGCAGUUUGGUGACUACAAAGCGGCACGACCUGCGAUGACGACGACAUCAUCAUCGACGCAAAAUCAUGGUGAAGGAGCUGCUGCGACGAGGGACUACAAUCCUGCGGGCCAUGUAAUUGAAGGCGGCGGUAUCCACAGUAAAUUUCCUGUACAUGUACAAAUGCAGUCUCUGCAUGACAAAACUUGCCUUCAGUCCUAGUGUAGCAUGACAAGUUGGACACUGCAAGUUAGCGAAAUUUGUCAUGCAUUUUGUACAUGUACAGGAAAUUUACAUAGCAUAGGCGGUGCUGCUGGAGGUAAUCCCCUCCUGCACAGCUCCGCCGAGCUGUCGGAUGGGCCCGCGAAGUAUCAUCGUGCAAAAAAGUGCUACGUUCAAGAACGGAUUUUGUGAUGCACCAGUGACGCAGGAACAGAAAGUAAGAGGGAAAAGCAUGAUUUUCGCUCAGGAAAGCAUAUAACGCAUGGAGGUGGUACUUUCCAGAUCGAGAUUCAGACGACUUGGAUUUGCUUUGGGUGCAGCUGCGCCUGCACCUGACAUCUUCAAAAAUCUAUGUCAACAUUCGGUUGCUCUUUAGAAGCAUGAUAUGGAUGUGCAAAAAUUGACGCCGAUGAAAGCGAAAACUGGCGUUGAACGUGAGUUGCACUUUUUUGGCUCCAUACUGAUCUGGCCGAUUUGACGAUUCGAACCUAUUGGAGCGCCCAAGCGCCAUCAUAUAAUUCCGGGUGCGCAGUGUAUAUGGAACUGUCAGGAUCGAAAUCGACAAAGUUGAAAGAACUUGUAAUGCAUAAAAUCGAUACCAGUUGGAAGGUCAAUUUCCAAGCGACGCAUGACAAAUUUCAGCACCGUCUAAAUCCAGUCUGUCAUGCUGUUUGGGGACAGAAGGCGGCUGCUGUCGUGCUACUUUCGCAGCUCUAUCGCAGACCCCAAACAGGCUGACAGUCGACCUCGCUUGCCAUCCCUGCAAGAGAGGCACUUGAUGCCUUGCAGUUUAUGCAUGACAAAUUAUUUUAACUUUGUCGAUUUCGGUCCUGACGCUUCCAUAGUGUACAGUCUUGAGCGUUUGCCCACCGAUCCCGCGCUGCCAACUCCCAGUCCUUUCGACGAGCUGAUCGGUUCGCGACUAGUGGCAGAAAAUCAGCAUCUGUUGACAACCCCGGACCUGCCGCCUCCCAUGUUUUGUGCGCCAGAAGGGGCAUCCACCGCGCUCGCAGGGAAUCCAAGCGGAGCAGUAGAAAAGUUCCAAAAUACCUGCGUAUGGUGCUACAAGAGCGAUCCAAGCCUAGACAGCAGGAUAGGAGCUUGGUACAACAGUAUAACAGGGACACGGAACAUUGAACAUAGUGACUACGACUACCCACACUGGUGGAUCGGACCAGGCGUAGCAAACCUAGCGUUUCCAGGCUACACCGAAGUUUUGGAAACGGGGAUCUGCAUAAACUAUGAAGAGAUGGUAAAACGACAUAACGGGAAUCCUCAGGCGGCAUGGGCCGCAUUUUGCCCUUAUCAAGCAGAAGGCUGGGACAAUCCGUUGAAAUACUACGGACACCACUGCGAACCAGGCCAAGAUUGCAUGGGCGGGUACAGCGCGGCAUGGCUCAAAUCCACUUCGACGACAACAACCACCACCGCAGCAGCCACCGUCUCUUCUACUUCAUUCCCAACGCCCACAUCAACAGCCGGUCCGUCAACGCAGUCGCAACAACAAGGUGGUACUGGGACUAGCACGCCGGAACCAAGCAGCACCGAGCAACAACCGCAGUCGGGUAGUUCAUCUGGAGGUGACAAGAACAACACAACCUCGGGAGGUGCUGGCACGGGAGCAGAAGAGGAGGGAGGCAGCACGAUUACGGUCGUUCUCAUUGCCGUGGGGAUCAUCGCCACGGGGGGCAUCGUCAUGCUGUGUAAAGUGUUUGUCUGUACCGAUGAAAGAGGAAAGAAGAGGCACACUACCAAGUUGACCAACGACUCUGACGAGGAAAACGAUUAUUCGGAGGAUAUCCUGUGUAAAAACGUCCCCACCCCAGAGUCAAGAUGGGGAUCUCGCAACACAAAUCGAGAAGUUUUGGGAGUCAAGCACGACAAGUUCGCCUCUGUAUUGUAGUGCAGUUUAGCAAGUACAGCGGCAGCACAAACCCAUCUACUCAUCCUGUUUAUAGCAUUACGGAGUCCACCAUAGCGCGAUUGGAAAUGCCUCUCAUGGGGAUGCGCAUUACAACAAAUCUUCCUGUAGCUGCAAAUCUGCAUGACAACUAUGGAGUGGGGACGUUUUUCCUUGGGAUAGAGGACCACAAGAAAAAAGUUCGGGGCACGGGCUAUGGACUGCCCUCCAGCGUGCCCACACUGCAGAUGCCCAGCGAUCUGAUGCCCAAAGUUGCGGCACCGCGGAAGGAGCGGAAGCCGAGCCCGGGCGGCGGAGCCGGUACUUCUACGAAAGCGGCUGGGGGAAAGAAGGGCGACACGAAGAAAAGGAAGUCGCAAGGCGGCGCUUCGGACGACGAGGAGGACGAUUACAACAUGGAAGAGGCUAUCAAAACCCACGGGCAGCACCAUCACCACAAAGUAAUCGGCGGCGACAAAGACAGGACAAGCAAAGAGCGAAAAAGCACGAGCAACCGGAAAAGCAGCCGCAAAAGCGAAGAGUCGGACGGCAGUGCGAAAGGCGGUGGUCUCCAUUUGCACCCCAAAAAAGGCGGCACCGCGGAUGGACGGACGAGCGCACGCAAAAGUAAACUGGACGAACAAGAUGGUACAACACCUAGCGGGAGGAAGAGCACGCAGAUGGGAAAGCUGGUGCACCAUCAUGUGCACACUGCAAAGUCAAUCUUCGCGUUGAAAAAUACUAAAAAAACCAGUCGCGAAGGCAGCACUCGUGGAAACAGCACGGAGGAGGACGAUUAGGUCGUGUGCAAUAUCAAAAUAGGUCUUGUUGCUUAUCGAAGUAAUUCGAAUCUCUUCCCCCUAGCCCUACUCCGAGGACAAGUGUUGUAUGUGCAAGAUAAUAUCAGUGUAGUCAUGUCGUGUCGAUUUUCAUCUACUGUGCUAUCAGUACAUUUUCCACACCGGAACAAACGCUACAGAAAUUCACGAGAUUGUUUGCGCAUUCAAGUAAUUUAAAUUUUAAUUUUUUUCUGUUGAUUCAUUUUUCAUCUUCGAUUUCUGUGCGAAGUGGUCUUUAGCUUCACUCUUCCGUUCUUCACAGACAAGGCCACUUUCAGUUUAAAAUUUCAAGCGAUAAAGAUACCUAGAUUUAACCGUAACACGUUGCAAUUGCAAAGCACAAAAAGUAAUUUGAUCAUAGGGGAAUGAUGAUCCCGCAGCUCAUUCGAAACCUCUUUCGCG